GUAAGAAAAAAGAAAUGUGGUCAAAAUGGGUCGUGAUAAAAUCGAGGGAAUGGAACCGGCAAAAAAGUUAUCCAAGACAAUCAUCCGGUCCCUAAGAGAGACAAAACCCACACGCACCGUUACAAAUUUCAGUCUUCCGUCUAGUCUCCAGCAACCCAACGAGCAAGCGACAGAGAUGGCUGCGGAGGUGAUCUGUUGUGGGACCAAGUUCUGGCUGUAUGUGCUUAUCAUCAUAGGGCUGGUGUGCUUUGCCGGAAUGAUGGCUGGGCUGACGCUGGGCCUCAUGUCUCUCGGCCUCGUGGACCUCGAGGUCCUCAUGAAGUCCGGUCGUCCUCAGGAUCGCAAGCACGCCGCUAAGAUUUAUCCAGUGGUAAAGAAUCAGCAUCUGCUACUUUGUACACUUUUAAUUGGCAACGCCUUGGCGAUGGAGGCUCUUCCUGUAUUCUUAGACAGUCUUGUGCCCCCUUGGGCAGCCAUUGUGAUAUCAGUCACUCUCAUCCUCGUGUUUGGGGAGAUAUUGCCACAAGCAGUCUGUACUCGCUAUGGAUUGACUGUUGGGGCAACAAUGGCCCCGUUCGUGCGUGUUCUUCUUAUUAUUUUCCUCCCAAUUUCUUAUCCAAUUAGUAAGGUUCUGGAUUGGAUGUUAGGUAAGGGGCAUGCCGCCCUUUUAAGGAGAGCAGAGCUAAAGACUUUUGUGGAUUUUCAUGGUAAUGAGGCUGGGAAAGGCGGGGAUUUAACACAUGAUGAAACUACCAUCAUCGCUGGGGCACUUCAGUUGACUGAAAAGACUGCAAAAGAUGCCAUGACUCUCAUAUCAAGCGCAUUUUCCCUUGAUCUGGAUGCACCUCUUACUUUGGAAACACUGAAUGCAAUAAUGACAAAGGGUCAUAGUAGAGUUCCAGUUUAUGCUGGGAAUCCCAAAAAUAUUAUUGGACUUGUUCUGGUUAAGAAUCUCUUGAUGAUUGAUCCAGAAGAUGCAGUUACUUUGAGAAAAAUGAUGAUAAGAAGAAUUCCUCGGGUUUCGGAAGACAUACCUCUGUAUGAUAUUCUAAAUGAAUUUCAGAAGGGUCAUAGCCACAUUGCUGUUGUAUAUAAGGAUCUAAAUGGGAGAAGGGAAGCAUUAAAGAAUGGCAAAGAGGGUGAAACAUCUGUGUUUAAGGAUGACUGUAAGAUGCAAGGAGGCCAAUCUGAGGCUUCAUUGAAGAAAGAUGGAAAAGUGGGUUCAAACAAUGCUCAGAUAGCAAUGGACAAUGGUGACGGAGGUCAACAAAAUAAAAAAAGCCCACCAGCUACUCCGGCUUUUAAGAAACGACACAGAGGUUGUUCGCAUUGUAUUCUGGACAUUGAGAAUACUCCUAUCCCAGUUUUCCCAGACAAUGAAGAGGUUGUAGGAGUAAUAACCAUGGAGGAUGUCAUUGAAGAACUUCUUCAGGAAGAGAUAUUGGAUGAAACGGAUGAGUACGUCAAUAUCCACAACAGGAUUAAGGUCAAUAUGCAUGCAUCUCAGGAAAAGGAUUUUCACUUGAAUUCACCUGAACUCCCAGAAGGGUCAUCUGCCACUCCAACGAUAACAUCAUCAGUGCCUACAGAUUCAGGUUCUACUCAACAUCAAGACUGCUAAGGUGGCUACUAUCGGUCCCAUGCCAACAAGCUCACAUACCCCAACACAUCAAAGGUUCUGAAGGUGACAUGUCGAGGGAUCGGUGAGAUUUGUCAUUGUUUUUUUCCUCGUAUGAGUCAAAUUUAGAUGCAGAAAAGCCAAAUUUUAGUUAAAAGCUCACGUAAAAUUAACCAAGACUACAUACAAGUAUGGUACUCUAAUUAUGUAGAAAGAGAGACUCCACUCCAUGUUUGAUCAAACCCACGGCUAAGACAUCUCUCUCCUUGUUUUUUAUUUUUUGAAUGUAAAUUCUACUUGAAGUGUUACCAAAAGGGAAAUUAAUGACAGGCGCGGAACAUUUAUUUGAUC
Molecule: messenger RNA, 1969 nt
Organism: Prunus dulcis (almond)
Lineage: Eukaryota; Viridiplantae; Streptophyta; Magnoliopsida; Rosales; Rosaceae
Product: DUF21 domain-containing protein At1g47330
Exons: 12
Coding region: 26-1621 (531 amino acids)
Biological process (GO): magnesium ion homeostasis
Cellular component (GO): intracellular membrane-bounded organelle
Source: RefSeq, a predicted model, not a curated record